Messenger RNA from Aspergillus steynii IBT 23096, 1510 nucleotides. Its product is annotated as questin oxidase family protein. NCBI's taxonomy places the organism in Eukaryota, Fungi, Ascomycota, Eurotiomycetes, Eurotiales, Aspergillaceae. The transcript is spliced from 4 exons. The record is from RefSeq and is a predicted model, not a curated record. Gene Ontology annotation, molecular function: oxidoreductase activity. The coding region runs from base 25 to 1416 and encodes 463 amino acids.
AAAACAAAAGAAAACAAUUGCACAAUGCUCGACAUCGAAACCUACGUGAUCUCCCCCGAGCUCACCCCCGGCCUCGUCCACGCCGACAACCUCACCGAAGAAAGCGCCAAAACAACCGCCGACCUGCUCAAGCACAACAAUGAGUACUUCCACAUCUUCUUCACCAUGGAAGACCACAUGGGUGUCUACCUGCACAACCACAUCGCGCACCACGACCUCACCAUCUGGGCCAUGGGCGCCACCCCGGACGUGCUGAAGUCGCAACACUACCGCAACGCACUGUACCAGCGUCCGUCGUUCGCCAUCGUGCCGCCCGUCGUGCAGGACCUCGAGGACGAAGCGGUCUUCAAGCGCUGUCUCGGCAAGGAAGAGCACUUCCGGAACUUCGAGCGCUUCUUCCUCGCCCAGAUCAAGAAACUCGGGUAUCAGGCGGUGCUGCAGAAGUUUCUGGUCGGGGGGUCGGAUCUCGCGAAUGAGAUGCUUUCUCACAUUUAUAUGGGCUACGUCCACGGCCUCAUCCACAUCGGCCUGGCCCUCGAAUUCAAGCAGCCGCUGCUCCUCGCAGAAGGCCUCGCCCAGGCCGCAUCACACCACGACUGGUGGUACACCGAGUACCUGAACGCCGCGGAGAAACUAGCGUCAGAAGCGCAGGAGUCGCCCCUCCCCCUCGCCGACCUGAUGGACAUGGAGCGCGCCGACCCCAAGAUCAGCACCUGCUCGAGCCUGGACUUCCACACGCAGACGCGCAAGUUCUCGGGCCGCUGGUCCAUGGAUAAGGAGAUUGCGCGGGACGGCGUACUUCCGAACGCGGGGAAGGAGUUGCUGCGCCUGGCGGCGAGGUGGAGGGUUGACCCGGAGAAUUUAGAGAAACAUACGGCGGAACUGGUUAAUGCUGCCUGCUACAUAACCGCCGGCGCCCAACGCCCGCCUUACCAAUGUACCUUCGACUUCUGGAUCCUGCACACCCUGACCGGCAGCAUCGGACACGUCUCAUUCCUGAACGAGCCGUCACUCAGCAAAGCGCAGAAAGCGCGUCUCAUCGAAUGGAGCGGACGCUGCUUCAUGAUGACCUACGCGGGACUGGGCGUUCCCCAGCUGCGACUCGACUAUCUGAGCGCGCACCGAUCGAAACUUCCCGACCAGACGUGGGCGACGGUGUUUGAGCGCGCAACCCGCCACGAGGACGACGGACACAUGGCGAAGAUGAUCCGGUCGACGAGGCUGUGCGAGGAGAUCUCGCGGCCGUAUGACCAUCUGCCGGAGUUUCGGGUCAAGCAGGGGAUGUUUCUGACGGCGGGGAUUGCGAUGAUUGAUUCGGCGAGUGACAAGCCGAUGGAGUGGACGAAGCAUUGGGAUUUUGUGAGGGGGGCGGGCUGGGAGGAGGCGUGGACGAGGUUUCCGAAGAGGGAUUAUUAGAUUCUUCUUUCAUGUUUGCUGAUGGUGAAAGAUAAGGGAUGGGUUGGUUAUGUUCAUGUGUGUUCAUGUCUGUCUAUGUUCUCAAUAUAUGUAC